CGCGGCGACCGGCUGUGUCUGCGCCUCGCGGCCUCGGAGCUCGCAGACGCUCGGGGAACAUGGCGGCGGCGGAGCCGGCGGUCCCGGCGCUCCCGGGCGGCGGCGCGGGCGCGGGGGCGCCGUCGGGUACGGUCCCCGUGCUCUUCUGCUUCUCCGUCUUCGCGCGGCCCUCGGCCGUGCCGCACGGCGCGGGUUACGAGCUGCUUAUCCAGAAGUUCCUCAGCCUGUACGGCGACCAGAUCGACAUGCACCGCAAAUUCGUGGUGCAGCUCUUCGCGGAGGAGUGGGGCCAGUACGUGGACCUGCCCAAGGGCUUCGCGGUGAGCGAGCGCUGCAAGGUGCGCCUCGUGCCGCUGCAGAUCCAGCUCACUACCCUGGGAAAUCUUACACCUUCAAGCACUGUGUUUUUCUGCUGUGAUAUGCAGGAAAGGUUCAGACCAGCCAUCAAGUAUUUUGGAGAUAUUAUUAGUGUGAGCCAAAGAUUGUUACAAGGGGCCCGGAUUUUAGGAAUUCCAGUUAUCGUAACAGAACAGUACCCUAAAGGUCUUGGAAGCACUGUUCAAGAAAUCGAUUUAACAGGAGUAAAACUGGUUCUUCCCAAGACCAAGUUUUCGAUGGUAUUACCAGAAGUAGAAGCAGCAUUAGCAGAGAUUCCUGGAGUCCGGAGUGUUGUGUUAUUUGGAGUGGAAACUCAUGUGUGCAUCCAGCAGACAGCUCUGGAGCUCGUUGGCCGAGGUAUCGAGGUUCAUAUUGUUGCUGACGCCACGUCAUCAAGAAGCAUGAUGGACAGGAUGUUUGCUCUUGAGCGUCUUGCUCGAACUGGGAUCAUAGUGACGACAAGUGAGGCGGUCCUGCUACAGCUGGUGGCUGAUAAAGACCAUCCAAAAUUCAAGGAAAUUCAGAAUCUAAUUAAGGCGAGUGCUCCAGAGUCGGGUCUGCUCUCCAAAGUAUAGGAUGUUAGAAAGACUGGGAUGCCACUCGCCGUCAGGUGGCAGGACCGUAAGCCCAGACAAGCUCUUGUCUCUACUAGAAUUAAAAUAUUAAGGCAAAAACUGGCUCCUUUUGCGCCUCUUAGUUCAAAUUUAACUGGUUAGACCAUUGGGGUACCAGCAUUUAGUUACAGAUGUCAAAGGCUUCAGGUGCUGCUUACCUUUUUAUGUUAAUGUGCUUUUAUUUAUUAAAAAAAAAUUAUCAUGGAGGUGCCUGUUUUGUCUAUACCGUAUAUACUGAUCAUACUUUCAAAAGUGCACACUCUUGUGACGUCCUCUUGUGCACAGUGAAGACAAAGAAAUACCAGUGAUGGUUUGACUUUCGUGUUAUUCUAAGGUGUAUGUUACAAUGUUAAUGUGCAGUCAGUGCUUUUACUUUACAGGUUGAUUGAAAUAGGAUUAUUAUAUGAGAAUUUAAAAACAGGACUCUGGAUCAUGUCACCCCUUUCCCUCUCAGUGCAGUCCACUUAUUUAUUAAAUGGCAUUGAUUUUACCAGAUGAAGUUACGUUAAAUAAUUAUAUCGCUUUCCUAAUUAUGCUAACUUUCUUUUUCUGCUCACCAGUCACUGAUUUUCUGUUAAUGUCUCUUUUUUUAACUGACUCUUUUACCUGGAAAGACUCGUGGGGUCAUUGCUUGUUUUAAUUUUGGAAACAGAUGGGAUGACUUGCAGUGCCAUAUAAUUAGUGGAAGGUGAUUUUAAGAUCUUUGAAGUAUUGCUUUAACUGAGUAGCUUUAUAACCAUCUUGUGCAAGAUUUAGCGAAAAGAUAAAGGCUGGAUAAAAUGUAGUUUUAAAACAUCCACAUUGUUUGAUAUUUUUUCCACCUAUCUUCUAAUUUUUGUUACUGCAAAAGGCCUCAAUAAUGAUUUGGUAGUAUUAAUUUUGUAGUCAUUACUACCCUUCAAUAAAUUUUAUUUUCACUAAA
Phacochoerus africanus (Common warthog) is the source of this 1914-nucleotide messenger RNA. It is a transcript of the gene ISOC1, whose product is annotated as isochorismatase domain containing 1. Lineage: Eukaryota; Metazoa; Chordata; Mammalia; Artiodactyla; Suidae. The record is from RefSeq and is a predicted model, not a curated record. Bases 60 to 953 code for a protein of 297 amino acids. Gene Ontology annotation, cellular component: cytoplasm. The transcript has 5 exons.